Helicoverpa armigera (cotton bollworm) is the source of this 11251-nucleotide messenger RNA. RefSeq names its product biogenesis of lysosome-related organelles complex 1 subunit 2 (gene Blos2). The record is from RefSeq and is a predicted model, not a curated record. Lineage: Eukaryota; Metazoa; Arthropoda; Insecta; Lepidoptera; Noctuidae. Gene Ontology annotation, cellular component: gamma-tubulin complex; BORC complex; BLOC-1 complex. Gene Ontology annotation, biological process: lysosome localization; endosomal transport. Gene Ontology annotation, molecular function: gamma-tubulin binding. The transcript has 5 exons. Bases 1166 to 1708 code for a protein of 180 amino acids.
UUCCCGAAGGCUAGUCCUUUCCUGGUCGGGCGGGUGGUCGGUUGUUCCGUACUUAGUCAAUUGAGCCUCCUGCGUUUCAAUUGACUUGCUUAGGUUUAGGGAGUUUUCUUUUAUUAGUUUAGCCAUUCUGAGUGAUACGGUGAUUAGUGCAGUGUUGCAUUUUUAUUUUGUGAUAGUGUUGGUUUUAUAGUGAUGUUUUAAGUUGUGGACUUGUGAGACUAAAGAGUUCCUGAGAGAACCUUAAAAAGAAAACGGAGAGGAAAAAAUAUUUUUUGAAGAACAAUGACUACAGAAAAUAUUCUUGUCUGUUUGGGAAAAUUGUCGGAUCUCCUUCCGGGACAAGCUCCGAAACUGGGCUCAGAGUCUCAAGCCUCGAAGAAAACGCAAAGGUUCAACAUAUCUGAUUUUCAAGCAGAAGCACGUAAAAAACUGAAAUCUUAUUAAUUUCUGGAAUAUUCUGGCAUAUCGGGGACCACGCCCAGGUACAGAAAGCAAUAUGAAAGCCGAUGUGCGUAGUUGCACCGUGGAUGCGCAGUAACCAUUCCAGAGCCAUCUUGGGGAUCAUUUGUAAUUGGACUCGCUUACCUGAAUUGAUCGGUCGUUCGGUAUUGUGUGAAUAUUUUGUAUGUGUGUGGGUGUGACCAUGUGUUAGUGUGAAAUAUAUUGUGUGUGUUAUCUAGUGAUUUUUUUAUUUAAAAGUUCAGUGUAAUAUUUUUAAUCUUACGCGAACAUAAAUGUUGUGUAUGUAAAAAGGAUUAUGACCGAAGAAAAAUUGGGAUCUGAGAGAUUUUGAAACUAUUCGGAACAAAGACAACAAAAUGGCGGCGUCAUGAUUCGGCACAACAAGAUGGCGGACGGACGCUGAUGCGAGAAUGACGCAGUAGCUGUACGCAUGCGCGAUAUCGAUCCCAUGAAAGCCUUGCAGCGGCCAUUUGCAAAUUGUAUAAGCUACACAUAGACCAAAGACCAAAGACGAAAUCAAAGUUGAGUGGUUGUUCGGAGUUUCAUUUUUGAAUAAGGUUCAGUAUUGUGAAAUAGUUUUAGUGCGAGUUUUUGUGGUGUAUUCAUCUAAAGAUAGUUCUUUAUUCUUUUAAUUCGUAGAAUUGGGGAUAUUUCGGAUAUACGGAACUGUAAUAUUCGUGAUGAGGUGCCCGAGAUUGCUCAGAUGGCCGCUCUGAAAAUAUGGACCUCGCAAGCAGAGCAGGGCGACCGCACCAUGCCAUGCGGGCAUGGCCCCAUCAAACGCCAAUGUAACGAUGAAGAUUUUGGUACGAGGGCUUACCUCCUUCUCGCCCUGCUUGUGAGAUUACAUGGAAAACUUGAUCUUUAUGCUUCGCCAUCCCACUCCAGCUUCGAAGUCUUGGACCCCCAUGACCCGACGCUGAGUCGUUUGGCUACUCUUCUCUUCAGGCGCACUAAUGACUACUUGCAAGGCGAAAUCGCAUGUGGUGGUGAUCACUACAUAUUGUUGGAAGAAAUCAACCGUUUGGCGAUCACCAAGUACACUGACCUGCGCAAUCUAGCUGUGAAUCUGAACCGGACCCUCACCGAAUAUAAUGACCUUUAUAGUAGCACCAUAAAACCGUUACUUUCUCAAAUCGACGAUAUCGACAUAAUGGUUGGGAAACUCGAGGAAAAUGCUUAUCGUUUGGACAGCUACACCAAACAGCUAAAGUCACGCGUCAAGGAAAUGUACGAGUCUAAAUGAGAAGCCAUGUGCUACCAAUAAUGUUGCAAACUACGAACCCAGCUCCAAUGAAUGAAUUGUUAAAUUUUACCUGAAUAGCUCUUUACAAUGAUGGUACGCAGACGGCUGUCAGCCUCAGGCGCCUCCCUUCGGCGUCUGAGGACUACACCGAUUUGAUUGCAAGACUAAAACAUUAGAAAGUGAAUCUUUAGUAAUUUAGCCUUCUAAAAUAUACUUUGUCUUUCUCUCUGGUGUCAAUAUGAGCGGGAGCUCUCGUUUGUUGUACAACCACGUGCCAAUCGCGUGUUGGCGGCGUGGCUGCUUGCGCCAAUCGGCGCCGACUGACGUACCAUCGUAAUGAAAUCUAAAUUGGAAAUGUUCGACAAUGUGAUGUAGAUUCAUUCAUUCGACUGCGGUUCUAAGUUUGAAAUGUUUCUAACUUAUCGUAGGUUUAAGGGGACUCGUCUCUUUCGUAAAUAUGUGUCUAGUAUAGUAGUGGCAUAGCAACAAAAGGCAAGGCUCUAAGAUUGGGAAUAAAGAAACGAAAUUUGUAAAAAUGGGUAAGACCCGGGUAGCGUAAGAAAGCUUAAAAAUACUUUCGACUUCAAUUCCUCGUUGCCUUUUGACAUUCUGAUCACUUGUGUAAAUUUUAAAUUCUUUGAAUACUGUAAAUAGGAUUCAGAUGGGAGUUACUUUGUGUACAUCUGGGGAGACGCGGAUACCAUAGGGCCUUGUUCACUUGUAGCUUGACAAGCACACCUAUCACCUGUAUACUUGCGUGUCACACGACUACGGGUUCACACUCAGCGGAAAGUGUUUGUACCGAUAUAAAGUACAUUUUUCUUUGUUAGUUUGAGCUUUUUUCAGUUGUUAUCCACAUAAAUGGAAUUGCAUUCUUGGGGCCUUACGUCUCAUGUUGCUCGUCCUAAUAUUAACGAUAUUUAGUCACGUGUAUCAAUUAUACUUUAUUGUGUAACCUGUUAAUAUAAGCGGAAUUACUUUGUUUGUCAGCGUCUGUUCAUAUAUGCUUGAUAACCAAACACCGGUGGUAUUUUAGGAUAUAAUCAUUAAGUGUGCUAUGCUAAAUCCUGUCGUAAAGGAUAUAAUAUAAUUCAGUAAUAGGUAUAUCGUAUCGUUCUAUAGGUAUAGCUUAGGAUGUUAGAAGUUAUAGGUACAUAUAGGACAUAAUCUAAGGCUUUUUUCAAUUAAGAUUUAUUAUAGGAAAUAACGAUUUAAUAUCUACAAAUUCUAUUUUACUAAAUGUCGUUUUCGGUCUUCUCUUUCGAUAUAUUCACGUCUUAGAUAUAAUUGUGCUACGAUCGAUACGGUGAUAAAGUAGUUUCUGAUAUAUUCAUUUUAUGCUAACUGUGCUAGAAACAGGAGGACUCUAAUCAAAUAGUGCUAGUUAGGAUCGAACCGAUAACCUCAAUUUAACCAGUAAGCAAAAAUAUGCAUAAGUAUAUAGGAUUUAAUAUAUCAAUGCUAGUGUUGAUUCGUUGACAACCCUUUGAGGUAUGCAUAGGGAGAAGUCAUUCCAACCAAAUGACCCCCAGUCACCCCCCUAUGCAAACUGCAACCAUCUACCCUUACCGGAUUGUCGACCAAUUGUCAGAAGCAUUACUUAGUAAUACAUCGACUAUUUUUUAAGGGGACGCAGGGGUGGUCGUUCCAACUAAAUGACCCCUAAUGACCCCUAUCUAAAUUCCAGCUAUUUACCCUUAGGAAAUUGUUGAUGAAUUAUCAAUAACCCAAAUUAUAACAUAAGUUAGAUCUUACUUAUAUAUUCGAAAUUGUCAGCUGAAAACAGUUUAUUAGGAUUAACUACCAAUAUACGCGCGUAGUAAGCGACAUAUACGUGAGGAAUCCGUAUAAUAGAAUAGAUUCAAUUUGAUAAAUUAUUCAUAGGUUAACUUUUUCUCAUUAAAUUACGGUUUUUAAUAAUAAGCGUUAGUUAUUAUAAGCACAUAUUCUAAUCGUCUUAAUUAUGCAUUCAAAUUAGGUUAAAUUAGGGACGGCACAGAGGACAUAUAUAUAUUUCUGUAGAAAAAAAUAAAUAAAAAAUACAAAAAAAAUCUAUCGUAGCUUGUAUAAGUAUUCUUAGGUUAGGCAAUAAGUACUGAAAAGUCAGUCCUUAUGCAACGUUGCACCUACGGGUGUCAAGGUACGACAAUCUUAAACCUUAUGCUGUUAAGCAUCACGUUGUAAACACAGUGUCUCUUCCUUAAUAAAAAUAUAUGAAAACUUUGAAAUUGGUCUAUAUAAUAUACAAAUAGGUGUGUGUACUAAACGCUUUGUCACGCAUGAUAGCUUACUUACCAACUGGCUACAUUCAAUACCAUCCAAAUCAAGCAUCAAGCAAAUUAGUCUGGUUGACCGAUACACCACUAUCAACCAUAUCCAGCGUUGCCUUAACUUUUCAUCACAUAAAUAGGCGUCAAGUUGUAUUGCUGCUUUAUAUAGCACCUAAAUUAAGUAUUCGGAACAAUAAAUCACCGUUCGACAAUCAAUCUAAUAUUCUCAUUAAAUAAAGUAAUAGUAAACGGCAUCUCAUACUAUAGUGUAACAUAUUACGUGCUACGUUCAAUGGCACCUAAAUUCAAAAUUAGCAACUAUAAAAUUGUAUUCAAUAAAGUGCACGCAAAAUUGUAAAAUGAACUACGGAGUUCUCCUUUUCCUAAUAAAAAAUCUAUGGUACAAUGGUGCCGCUAAGUAAAAUAUUUUAUCAUAUAACGUGUAUUGGCUACGCCUCAAGUAUAAAUUAUCUAUUUAGGCACAGGACUUUCAAAAUAGAAUAAGCAUUUAUAAACUUAGCUCGUUAGCACCUAGAAUCGGCAGCAAAAAUCCAUUUUAUUGAGUAGUUGUAUGAUAUUAGUGAUUAUGAUAUUAGAUAUGAGUAUUAUGUAUUCCAUACAUGUUAAGUCUAAAAUUUUAUAGCAUAGUUCUAUAUUCAAGUUUAUCUAAAUUUUAGGAAAGUAAGUCAUAUUCUUAAUUCGUAUUUCAAGUGGUUAGGGUAGGAUAUAAUCAUAGGAGAUAGCAUAUAAUAAAUAUUAACUUAUUGUUAUUAAUAAAAAUUAUAGAUAAACAGCGCAUAUUUUUCUAAAAAAGAGAAAAAAUCAAAUAAAAAAUUAAGCGGAAUAUUUUUAUAGAUUCGUUGUUGUAUGUUCUGUCUGACUGCUCUUUCACUUAUAUUCAACUCAUAAAUCGAAAAUAAUUAAAAUUGCAAAUUAAAUAAAAAAAUACACUAAAUCAUGCGUACACCGCGGUUUAUAUAAGUGCACACGUCUCUCUGCGCACUGAAAAUUAACUUUUCUAAAGAUAUAUUGUUGCACCUACGCUCUGUAGCACCUCAAGGCGAUACGAAAAAAAAACAAUCUACUUAACCUAACUUACUAAAUUAUAUGUCACCUUAAAACCAAUGUUUUAUGGCACCCAUUUUAGACUUUAAAACACGGUUAUUCUGAAAAUUUAUAAUAGUGUCAUAACAUUAUCUAAAGAUUUGAAAAAAAAAAUGCUCUUUUGCACCUAAACACGAAGGAAUCAGAUUUCACUAAAAUUCUAAAAAAUCAAAUAAGUAAAAUAAAAUCUUCUGUCUUCUAUGUAAUAAUGUAAUCGGGAAACAUAUGACUUUCAUUUUGCGGUACGAUCAGCUAAAUUGUGCAUUUCAGAUUUUAACGAAAUUUAAGGGGUUUCCCAGCACGUCUAGAGUAUUUCUGCAAUUCGAAUAAAAAAAUAUAAAAAUCCGUGUUAAAUUAAUUUAAAAAAAUGUUAUAUAGCUGUGACCGUUUUAACAUCUAGGAGUCAGGCUUGAAAGUAACCGUUUAACUUAAAUAAAAAAGAAAAAAAUAAAUUCGGAACAUUGGUUCAGGUAAUUACUUACUUAUGCCUUAUCUAUUUCAAUAUAUACUUGUUACUUUAGGUCCUUAUAUCUAAUUAUAAUAAUACUUAUAGGUAGCGUAGACGAUAAUCAUGUAAUCUUUCGACUAAGUUUUGUUUGAAAUCCGUUAUUUCACCGAUCUCGUAGAAAACACCAACCGUAGGAAUAAGUAGUUCCACUAUUUUUCAUUUAUUUUUAGGUAAAGAUGAUGAAUAAAAUUGGCAUGCAGCAAUAGUACAAUUUAGGUAAAAAUACAUGAAAUAGUUAAUCAAGGUGGUAGGAGUAAGGGAAUAUAACUAUCUGUCGUUCUUCCUACAUUAUUUAAGAAUAGAUCAUAUUUAGGUGUUAGCGUCGAGAUUAAGAUCUCGAUGGCGCGAAAUGUCUUUUCCAGCAAAAUUAAUAUGAGUAGAAUAUACACGACUCCGUACGAUAUGGAUGUCGGUAUAGUAGUGUUAUUGUUAGUGUAGUACCUGCACUUUUCACAAGUGUGUAGCUUAUAACGUUUGUCUUUCAAAUACGUAGUUAUAUAUUCCAUUCUCAUUAACUAUUCACUGCCUUUUAACAUUCUUUAUUAAUAAGCUAGUAGAUAACUUCUUGUAAUAUCCUUGGUUGGAACCAAAGGUAUCCAUGUGGGAGAGCCUAGCCAAUGCCAUUCGUGGUUGCGGCUCGUAGAUGGGCUGGCUCGAGCCGGGUAAAGUACCACGCCUGCACAGAAGAUCGUGAGGAGGUGGCAUUUAUUGUCGUUUUCCGAUCGGUGAGUGCGGGUACCGGACGCCCAUUCCCCCCUCCCCUCCUAAAACCACCUUCCCUAUCCCAUUAAAACACCCCAUCCAACUCCGCGGGGACAAUUUAUUGUUCCCGAAAUCCCUCCCCUUCCCUUAGGAUUAAGUAGGUGUAGGUAGAUUUUAAGUAGGAUAAUUCUUUUUUCGCUUUGACCCCUUUCUCAUAUCCGUUAGUGUCACGCUAGAUUGGUCCCCCUAGGAAUAGUUAGAUAUAGAACACUCCUUGCUGCGGAGUUACAAGUUCCCGAUUCACUCAUGACUCACUGAAUUAGUGUAAAUAAAUAAGGCUUGCAUUCUUAUUUUGCGGUUUUCGAUAGGUAGGCUGCAAACUUAAAUAAUGAGACGUCUGAAGCUACAGCUUCACAUAGUUCUUACAAUUGCACCUAUAUUUUUUCCAAAAAUAACAUUUUCUUUUUCAAUUGGCACAGCUUUUUUAUUAAGUUCAACUAACGAAAUUAAUUGGCAUAACUAACAAUGUCUCACGAACAUCCAGAGAUAUUUUCUAAAUUAAAAUCGUAAGUUUUCUUUGCAUGUAUUUUUUAAUUACGCCAGUUAGAACCAGAGAUGCCUUGCAGAAGAUCUUGCAAUGUUACCACCAGUUACAACACCUACAGUACCGCGCCGAAGAAAAAAACUGGCUAAUUGUCCACUAACAACCCAAACAUAACGACUUCAUUACAAAGUUUGCAUUAAUUAGGAAAUUAAUUUAGGUAUUACUUGCAUAUGCAUAGCUAGGUAUUAACAUAGGUUAAUAUACCACGCUCAUUUAUCCAUUCGGGUGAAAAGUAGCAGGUAUCGCCGUCGUUGCGAGUAUAGCAGUAAUAGUUAGGCUAAUUAGGUAAGUUAGAUAGGUAGGCCUCAGCACCCUACCUGUAUCUUAGUCAUAAAGCGUAUAUAAAAUUAAAAUAGGAGUGCUACAGUAAAAACCUCCAAUAAGGAGUCAGGCAUAUGUCAGGCGAUUAUAAAAGUAGUUGUAUAUUGCUAGGUAAGCAAUUUUUGAGUAAUUAUAUCAAAAUUAACUUAUAUUAAAAUUAACUUCUGUUAAAUUAACGUUUAUUAAAAUUAACUUCUGUUAAAAUUAACUUUCAUUAAAGUUCACUUUCAUUAAAAUCGUAAAAUUUUUGUCUUAUUUUUCUUAUUUUUAUUAAAUCGUUCUUUUGAUUAUAAUGGUCGAUGUAAAUUGCCGGUUAACAUCGGGAAUUGGAAUUAUACAUUAUGCGGGAUGACGUUAGUCCAAGGUUAGGGAAAAGGGUGGUAGGCGUAUUUUACGUACGUAUUUUUUGUGCGUUACUUUACGUAUCGUUAACUUACUUAUUCGUACGUUUCGUUAUUCGAUUUGAUUAUCGAUUUAAUAUUUAUUAAUUUAACCUCAGUUAAUUAUGGAGCUGAGUUCAUUAAAUUUCGGAUUUUUCAUAAUACUUUUAUUGUAUUUAUUAACUUAUGUAUUGAUACAUUCUAGUAAUAUUCGUGUAUUAUUGAUUUAUGUACAAUUAUUAUUCAUCGCAGUAUUUGGGGUAUAUUAAUUUAUAAUACAUUUGUACUUUCUAAUAUUUGUUCAACAUCAUGAUUUCUCUAAUUAUAAGAUAUAAUUAGGUAGUUGAAUACAUAUAUAUUAUGAUAUUUUAUGAAGGUAUAUAGGUAAGUUACUCUACAUAAGGACAUAGGAUCAUUUACAACCGAUUAGCUGUUUAUAGUUUAUAAAUUAUAUAAGUAUAUUUAUAAUAUCUUAUAUCGUAUAGGUUAUAUAGUAUGCCCACGCGCACUAAGUCGCUGGGCUCCCAUUAUCGCAUGUAUGGCAGUAAUAGGUAAGCUACGGAAUAGACCCAAAGAGGUAUCGGUUAGCUUACUGUUAAGGUGUAUCGUAGGUACUUAAAUAUAUGCUAUAGGUAGGUUUACUAUAUAAAAAUACUUAAAUAAGGUUUAUUAUACACAUAUGUUUGAGUAGGUUUUGUCUAAGAUCUUUUAAAUUAUUGUAAAAUCAGUUCUUAAUUUCUUCGUCUUGCUUCCUUUAAUUUCCGAGGAGUUAGGAGUGGUUUAAAUGUGAAUGUAUUUUCGAUCUUGUACGAGCAGACAACGAAAGAUUUAUAUAUUUAAUUAUUAAAGAUAUAUAUGAUUUAUUUAUUUAGAGUCUUAUUAAUUUCAUUAAUUAACGGUUAAUUAAUUCAAGUUAAAAUAUGUUUCGUCGACAUUUUUUUUGUACUUUUUUAUAUUCGAUUUUUGUCGUGUCAUCUUUAAAAUUGUUGUAAAUUUUCCGUCACGUUGUUUUUAAAUUAUAAUUGUGUUUAUAUAUGUAUUUCUUUCUUAUUUAUAUAGAAUAAGUAGGAUAUAAGAUGUACAUUGCAAAGAAGUCUUUUCAACCCAUUUUUAUUAGUAUGUAAGAAAGUGACCCACUGAGAGUCCUAGGUAAGGAAUUAGAUGUUGAUAAUAGCAGUUAACAUAGGCAUUAUAAAAUAUAUUCUUUUAAAUAUUAAGAAGGCGUCAAUCAUGGUUAAUCGUUAAUAAGGUUAAUUAGGAUCUGAAUAUUUUAGGUAUAUUAAAAAUAGGUUCUUCUUUCAAAAGAUAAUUAGGCUAUAUUAGGAUUAUAAACUCUACUUUCAAAAGGCUUGAAAUUCGUAUAUUAUUUUCGAAAAAAAAAUCGUUAUAUAUUAUUUUUGCAUAAUAUUUAACAGUUGUUUUACAUAAUAAUAGUUUGGCAUUUGAAUAAUUAUGUACUAUAAUAUUUUUCAAGAUUCAGCACUCGUUAAAAUUAAACUUUUUCAUUACUUUCUACAAAUUGUAUUUGGCUAUGUCUGUUUCAAAUAAUAAAAAAAACUUAUCACAUAUUUUUAUAUUAUUCUUCUUAAAUUAAUAAUAAUAAAAUAAGGUGUGCACUAAACAAAAAAUAAAUAUCUAUUAUAAAAUUAACAUUAAUUAUGUAUUUAAAAAAAAACUAUUUUAAGAUACCAUUUUAUUUAGAGCCGAUUAUUAAUUUCUUUAAACAAAAAUAAACUUAUAAUUUAAACGAUAAAAUUUUAAAACAUUUAAAUUAAAUAAAUCUGUUUGAUCGAGAACUUGCAUGCAAGUGAGUCGAAACUGACAUAGUUACCUCACCGGUCCUAUUUCCACCAAGCGACAUUCUGAAAAAGUAUACCCAUUUACCAUCAGGCGUACAAAACUACAAUAACCGUAAUACAGGACAUUCAUGGUAAAAAAAAAAAAACACAAAAAGGCAACGGGUUGCUAUGCCAGUUUCCAGUUUGUUUUUGUGGUGGUAAAAUUGUACAUCGUUAUAUAUUAUACUUAAAUUGGAUAUUUAUUAUUUUAAUAUUGUUUUGGCCUAAAAGCUGUGUUAACAGCCUCACACCCAUUGGUGAAUAAAAGCGAUGUAUUUAAUUAUUUAAACAUUUAAAUCUAUUUUUAUACCUUUAAGGUAGAAUUCCGUGGAUAGCGGCUACGACAGUCGCGAGGUAGAAUUCCGUGGAUAGCGGCUACGACAGUCGCGCGCGGCUUACGACAGUCGUCGGCCGCGCGCGACAAUAGUCAACAUAUGAAAAUGUAUGGCGCCGCUGCCGAGGCCAGCGACAGUCGCGCGCGGCCGACGAAUUUCGUGAGCCGCGCGCGGCCGUACGCAUCUCAACAUGGUCUUGCGCUAUAGAAUCUUAGUAAAUCCAGAAUUGAAUUGUUUUCUAUUUAGUCGGUAAAACUUCCUUUCGGUUUCCAUUACAAUUCAAAUGCUUUUGAAUCAGUAUUGGGUAGUAUCCUUCAUCAUUUCUACUUUUAAAAAAUAGGGUCGAUUGGUAAUCUAUUUUCUUAAUACAGCCACAGCAAUACGUCAUCCUCUUCUUCUUCAAGGAUAUCAAUUAGCACUUCGACUAGAGGGAACGGACGAACAAAAUCUACUAAUUUCAAGACAAUGCCGCGCGCGGCUUACGAAAUUCGUCGGCCGCGCGCGACUGUCGCGGACCUCGGCAACGGUGCCAUACAUUUUCAUAGGUUGACUAUUGUCGCGCGCGGCCGACGACUGUCGUUAGCCGCGCGCGGCUGCGUAAGCCGCGACCCACGGAAUUCUGCCUUUAGGCUCUUUACUUACCUAUAUGUAAUUUUUAUAUAUAAGUAGGUUUAAAAAUGAUACAUUAAUUAAUGUAAUAUUAUGACUGUGUUUCGGAUGGCACGUUAAACUGUAGGUCCCGGCUGUCAGUGAACAUCUUGGGCAGUCGUUAGGGUAGUCAGAAGCCAGUAAAUCUGACAAUCAGUCUCACCAAGGGGUAUUUUGUUGCCCGGGUAACCGGGUUGAGGAGAUCACACAGGGCAGUCGUUCCUUGUAAAACACUGGUACUCAGCUACAUCCAGGUAGACUGGAAGCCGACCCCGACACAGUUGGGAAAAGGUUCCGAAGAUCAUGUUGAUGAUAUAUUAAUUAAUGUAUUAUUUCGUAGUUGAAAAUAUUACUUUGAUUUGAAAUCAGUCACUUAAAGUCAAAUUCAAUAAAUUUAAAAUUCAGGUAUUACUACAAAAAAGUGACACAGACGGUCGUCACGUGUUUAAGGGAAAUGAACCAUCAUUAUAAAACGCGGUUUUAAGAAGUACCGGCUUUAGUAACAGGUUUAGUCCACUAUCUUUCGGGACGGUGGUUUAUUCCUGGUACAAAAGCUGGUACUUUAUUAAAACCACAGUUUAUAAUGAGAUGGUAUUUGUUUUUCUUAAAAACAUGACAAGCGCCUGUUAAACAUCUGGGGCUUGAUUCUGCUAUUUUUUUUUUAAUUUGUCAAUUGGAUAAUCAAUUGGCAAUGGAAAAAAUAGCAGUUUUAACCUUAGCGGGCAUUCUCCCAGUAAUGUAGACCAAUCGCAUUCCAAUAACAUUUCAUUAGUUUGAAAGAAAGGAAGAAAGCAAAUACAUUCACCGGUGUGACACAUAGAUAUACAAUUAAA